Molecule: messenger RNA, 678 nt
Organism: Macrosiphum euphorbiae (potato aphid)
Lineage: Eukaryota; Metazoa; Arthropoda; Insecta; Hemiptera; Aphididae
Source: the annotation of a GenBank genome assembly
AUGCCAAAACAUGCCUACAAACCUAGUUGCACUUUAUCUAAAAUAUCCAAAGUAAGAAGAAGAAAAGAUAUGCCUGAAAUUAGUAGUCAUUUUGAUUUUACCCAAGAAGGAACAUCCGAUUUAUCUGAAAUGGGUGUAAAAAGUGUACAUAUUUCAAAUGAGACUUCUAAUGAUGAUGAAUCUAAUUCUAUUCAUGUCCAUUCAAAUGAAUUAAUUAUAGUAGAACAAGAUAAUGUUGAUAACAUUGAGAAUGGUGUUUAUAAAAGUCCUCAUGAUGAAAGUGGAAAAAUUGAAAAUAUUUCUGAUCCAACUGUUUUUCAAUCUAAAUUAGCAUCAUUUAUUGUUGCAUCGAAAAUUCCAAAAACUAGUGCUACCAAAUUAUUAAAAUUACUAAAGACUGUGGAUAAUCUAGAUUGUUUAAAGUUGUUAACGUUAGAUUCUAGAACUUUGUUAUCUACACCUCGAUCAGGUGAUAUUGAUAUUAAAAGUAUUGGUGGCGGAGAAUAUAUUCAUUUUGGUAUCUCAGCAGGGUUAAUUUACACUUUAAAUAUAACAAUUGAACCUGUAAACAAUUUGUCUACAUUAGAAUUGUGGUUUAAUGUUGAUGGUCUUCCUAUUGAUAAAAGAGCAAAUCAUUUUGGCCAAUAUUGUGUAGUUUUUGGGUUAAUGAUUCAAUAA